GAAGGUGGUGAUAGUCAUCCUCAGGGAACUUGCCCUUGCUAGCCAAACAAAUCUACAGAUCCUGACACCAUGAGCCACUUUGGCAACUACUACGGGGGCCUGGGCCAUGGCUUUGGCCGUGGAUGUGGCAGCUUCCGCAGACUGAGCUCUAGCUUCGGUUCCGGAUGUGGCAGCUUCCGCAGACUGGGCUCUGGCUUUGGCGCUGGAUGUGGCAGCUUCCAUGGACUGGGCUCUGGCUUCGGCUCUGGGUUUGGCAGCUUCCACAGACUGGGCUCUGGCUUCGGGUCCAGAUUUGGCAGCUUCCACGGACUGGGCUCUGGCUUCAGAGGCUACGGAUUCGGCUGUCACCGUCCAUCAUUCUAUGGAGGAUGUGGAUUUUCCAGCUUCUACUGAAGAGUGAACUCAUUCUUUGAACCAUUGCAAUCCUCGUAACAUCCUGAUUUAAUACUGCUUUCAGCUCUUUUUACCCUCUAUGUCAAUUUCAUAGCUGCUUUCUGAAUAAACCAUAUAAACCAG
Equus quagga is the source of this 516-nucleotide messenger RNA. RefSeq names its product keratin-associated protein 19-3-like. Bases 70 to 393 code for a protein of 107 amino acids. The record is from RefSeq and is a predicted model, not a curated record. Lineage: Eukaryota; Metazoa; Chordata; Mammalia; Perissodactyla; Equidae. The transcript has a single exon.